Messenger RNA from Serinus canaria (Common canary), 2967 nucleotides. RefSeq names its product mitogen-activated protein kinase kinase 5 (gene MAP2K5). Gene Ontology annotation, biological process: protein phosphorylation. Gene Ontology annotation, molecular function: protein binding; protein kinase activity; ATP binding. The transcript has 19 exons. Bases 57 to 1157 code for a protein of 366 amino acids. NCBI's taxonomy places the organism in Eukaryota, Metazoa, Chordata, Aves, Passeriformes, Fringillidae. The record is from RefSeq and is a predicted model, not a curated record.
CGGUGCCCGGCCCGGCUCGGCCCGGCGGCCGCAGCAUGUGAGCCCGCGGGGCGGGGAUGCUCUGGCUGCUCUGCGGCCCCUGCGGCGCCAUGGACAGCCAGGCGCUCGUCAUCCGCAUCAAGAUCCCCGACGGAGCCGCCGUGGACUGGACCGUGCACUCCGCGCCCCAGCUGCUCUUCAGGGAUGUGCUGGAUGUCAUUGGCCAAGUUUUGCCAGAUGCAACAACCACAGCAUUUGAGUAUGAGGAUGAGGAUGGGGAUCGGAUCACGGUCAGGAGCGACGAGGAGAUGAAGGCCAUGCUGUCCUACUAUUUCUCCACGGUGAUGGAGCAGCAGGUGAAUGGCCAGCUGAUAGAGCCUCUGCAGAUCUACCCACGAGCCUGCAAGCCUCCUGGGAAACGGAACAUCCAUGGCCUCAAGGUGAACACUCGGGCAGGGGCUGGCAGCGCCCCCGAGGCCCUGCCCAGCAACAGCUUGAAGAAAUCCUCUGCAGAGCUGAAGAAGAUCCUUGCCAAUGGCCAGAUGAAUGAACAAGACAUUCGAUACCGAGACAUCCUCGGCCACGGCAACGGAGGCACCGUCUACAAGGCUUACCAUGUCCGUAGUGGAAAAAUCCUGGCAGUGAAGGUCAUACCCUUGGACAUAACACUGGAGCUCCAGAAGCAGAUCAUGUCAGAGUUAGAAAUUCUUUACAAGUGUGACUCCUCGUAUAUCAUAGGAUUUUAUGGUGCUUUUUUUGUGGAAAACAGGAUUUCGUUGUGCACAGAGUUCAUGGAUGGGGGGUCCCUGGAUGUGUACAGGAAAAUUCCAGAGCACGUCCUCGGAAGGAUAGCGGUGGCUGUUGUGAAAGGCCUGACCUAUUUGUGGAGCCUGAAGAUUUUACACAGAGAUGUGAAGCCCUCCAACAUGCUGGUGAACACGCGGGGCCAGGUGAAGCUCUGUGACUUUGGGGUCAGCACCCAGCUGGUGAAUUCCAUAGCCAAGACGUAUGUUGGAACAAAUGCUUACAUGGCGCCUGAGAGGAUUUCGGGGGAGCAGUACGGGAUUCACUCGGAUGUUUGGAGCCUGGGGAUUUCCUUCAUGGAGCUUGCUCUUGGGAGGUUUCCAUAUCCUCAGGCUUAUCUUGAAAGCACUUUUGAGCAACUGCUGUGUCAGUAAAGUUCCUUACAGACGUCGGAGUUGAUCUGAUGUUUAUACAACCGCCAGCGGAAUUUUUGCUGUUUGAUUGAUGGAGAGCUUGAUGUUAUUCCAAACGGCUUUUUAAGCUGUUUUUAAGAAUUAUUUGAAUAAAAUGCGAGCAAGAUAUUGUUAUAACGGCGGAGAUUAUCUGUUAAAAAUCUGUUUCAAAUAAGGAACAUGAUAAGUAGGAAAAAGGAGAUCAAAAAGACAGGAGGAGUGAUGGACGCGGGAGAUGGUAUUUGUUAAAAUAGAUCAGCCAGGGAUCCAAAUAACUUAUUGCAAAAUGCACUGGGAGCAGGAGACCCAAAUUUAAGGCUCUUUUUUGUGCACAGAGUUUAUUUUUGCAGCAGGAGAAAUAAGAGGAAUAAAUUAGGGAAGAAUUUAGGAAUUUAGUCAUAGCUGGAUUUUCCCCUUGAUUUUUUUUUUUUCCCCCUUCCUUUUCCCAGCACAAACUGGGAGAGACAAGGCUGUCAGAGCUGGUAGUCGGACAAAAUGAUGACAUAUCCCUGAUCUCGAGGAGGAGGCAUCCUGAAAUCCCACAGCAGAGGAAGCAGAAGUGGGUGACAGGAAUUUCACAGCCCAGGGAAGCGCUGGCUGCGGACCUGCCGUGCCUUGGCUUCCUGAGAAAACAUCACAGGGAGGGAAAAAAACCCCAAACAAACCAAUGGAAGCAAACAGCUUUUUGCUCCUCCUGGUAGGGAAAGGUUUGUGCUGUUCCCAGCUCCCGGGGUUGGAAAAGCCCGGGAGGGACAAAGCAGAGCGUUCCGGGCCGGCUGCUCAGCUGGGUCCUGCUGCUCCCGGGGCUGGGGACAAUGAGCCGGCCCCGGGACACGGCUCCUUCCUCCACCUUCCCUUUCCUAAACCAUGGCCCUGGUUAUUCUUUUAUUCCUGCUCCCAAAGCUGAGGGAAUCUCGACAUUCCCUGUUCCUCCCCCUGGCUGCUCUCGCUCGCCGCGCUCUCCGCCUGCCGGAUUCCAUCCCGGUCCGGCUCCCGUGCUCCUCUGCCCUGGAAAACCUGGAUUUAUUUGCUGUAUCUCCCUUGGCUAAAUAAUUGCCUGCCUGGAAAUGAAGUUGCUGCUUCCUGAUGCCUGCGUUAGCACGGCCGAGGUUCUUUUUGUUCCCUGCAAUCCAUACUAUUGACCAGACUGGGCCUGGCCCCCUUUAAAUGGAAGCUGCUUGUCAAGGGAAAAAAUAUUUGGUUCAAGUUGGGAUGCGAAAUGACCAUUUUAGUGUUGUUGUUCCCAUUGGCAGAGGCAUCCUUUAAGCAUUCAUUUCUUUGGGGAGGAUAAAUUGAGGGUUGUUUACAGCAUGUUUCCUGGUAAGAAAGAAAUGUUUUGUCUUCCAGAUCUAUCAUUACAUCGAACCAUUUAAAAGACAUUAAACACUGCUCAAAUGCUAAUGCCAAAACAGUGAAUGAAAUUGUUGGGUAAUAUCUUAAAUGUGAUAGAUUUCUGCAAAUCUUUUUGCUUUGAUGAUGUAUUCCAGAAAUCACUGGCAAUAUUUGAAGUCGUCUGCUAUUGUUUUAAACUCCUCCUAAUUUCUCAGCAGAGGUUUCACAUAGAUCAUUCCUGAUCAUUUACUUCAGAUACUUUUUUUUUUAUUUUUUUUUUUUUUUCUCCAUAGCCAGAAAUUAGUUUGAACUUGAAUUUGAUUUGCCUGGUAGAACUUGCUGUGAAAUUUGAAUUCAGUUUAUUUUUCCAGAGGUGCUUUCAUGUUUGGAAAAUUGAGAGAUUUAAAAAAAAAUUUUAAAGGAUCCGUUAGCAAUCUGAAAUAUAAGAAGAAAAAUUUUA